This is a messenger RNA of Thermothielavioides terrestris NRRL 8126, 912 nucleotides long. RefSeq lists its product as uncharacterized. Gene Ontology annotation, cellular component: nucleus. The transcript has a single exon. Bases 1 to 912 code for a protein of 303 amino acids. NCBI's taxonomy places the organism in Eukaryota, Fungi, Ascomycota, Sordariomycetes, Sordariales, Chaetomiaceae. Gene Ontology annotation, biological process: double-strand break repair; single strand break repair. Gene Ontology annotation, molecular function: mismatched DNA binding; single-strand break-containing DNA binding; double-stranded RNA binding. The record is from RefSeq and is a predicted model, not a curated record.
AUGGCCGAAACAGCGGAAGACUUGGAGGAUCUCACUCGCACGGAGAGUGUUGCGUCGAGCGCUGACUCGCCCGAGUCGACCCCGAAACAGGACGAAGCUCAAACCCCAACAGCCAGGGCGAACACUACAAAACCAUCCAAACCGGAAACCAAGCGCAACGCCUUCACCGAACUCAUGGCUCCAAAGCCGAGAGCCCCCAUAUCCCAAGCCCCCCAAUCCCUGGCCAGCAAAGCCUCCCAAGUGAUCCGCGGCGUCUGGCGGGGCGCCCUGAUCGAGUACAUCGAGCACCCGGAGCGCUUCCCAAACCAGGUGCUGCGCGUGACGGCACACACGGUGCUGAUCAAAGACGCCUUCCCCAAAUCAACAAUCCACCUGCUGCUCCUGCCGCGCUCGCCAGCGCACUACCUCCUGCACCCGCACACCGCCUUCGCCGACGCCUCCUUCCUCACCACCAUCCGCGCCGAGGCCGCCGAGGCCGCCCGGCUGGCCGCCGCCGAGCUCGCCCGCCAGCUGGGCUCCUUCUCGGCGAGCAACCGCGCGCGCGACGAGGCCGUGGGCCGCGGCGUGCCGCCCGACCGGCUGCCGCCCGGCCGCGACUACGCGCGCGAGAUCCGCGUCGGCACGCACGCCCACCCGUCCAUGGCCCACCUGCACGUCCACAUCAUCUCGCGCGACAUGCGCUCGGAGCGCGUCAAGCACAGGAAGCAUUACAAUAGCUUCAACACGCCGUUCUUCGUCCCGCUGGCGGAUUAUCCGCUCGCCGAGGACGAUGUGCGGCGCGAGACGGGGUACCAGAAUGCGAAUCUGAGGCGGGAGCUAGUCUGUUGGAGGUGUGGCAGGACGUUUGGAAAUCGGUUUGCGGAGUUGAAAAGGCAUUUGGAGGAGGAGUUCGUCGAGUGGCGGGCGGAGUGA